Epinephelus moara (kelp grouper) is the source of this 1906-nucleotide messenger RNA. Its product is annotated as stonustoxin subunit beta-like. The record is from RefSeq and is a predicted model, not a curated record. The transcript is spliced from 3 exons. NCBI's taxonomy places the organism in Eukaryota, Metazoa, Chordata, Actinopteri, Perciformes, Serranidae. Gene Ontology annotation, molecular function: protein binding. The coding region runs from base 229 to 786 and encodes 185 amino acids.
AGCUGGUCAUAAACAUACAAGUGAGUUUUGCGUCUCUUCCUGGGGUGAAACAAGGUGAAGACAGUGAGCCAGACUGUAUAAGAGUCUAGUUUGAUAUUUGUAGACACUAGCAAUAUACAAAGACAAAGCUGUCAGAGUCGACACAGGCGUCCCGGAUACAAGUUUUAACCAAAGUCACAGCAACAACAAGAGAGGAGCUGCAUCUCCAGCGUCAAUGAUGAUUCAUUGAUGGAUGAGCCUCAGACCAGAGCAGACCUCUUAAAAUAUUACUGUCACCUCACCCUGGACCCAAACACAGCAUACAGAGAGAUGGUCCUGUCUGAGGGGAACAGAAAGGCGGAGCUCACAGAUCUAGUCCAGGACUACCCUGAACACCCAGACAGGUUCUCUCACCUCUAUCAGGUGCUGUGCAAAGAGGGUCUGACUGGACGCUGUUACUGGGAGGUGGAGUUUGACAGGUCUGUUGAAGUAGCAGUGGCAUACAAAGAUCUGGGCAGAUCAGACUAUUAUUCCGAGUGUGCGUUCGGGUGCAAUGACAAAUCCUGGAGUUUAGACAUAAACAGUAACAGCAAAUGUUUCAGACACAAUGAUGAGGAGACUGAGGUGCCGGAGCCUCAGUCCUCCAGAGUCGGCGUGUACCUCGAUCAUAAGGCGGGUAGUCUGACCUACUACUGUGUCUGUGACACGACGCUGCAGCUGAUGCACAGAGAGGAAACCACGUUCACAAAGCCACUCUACCCAGGGCUGUAUGUCGCAUUCACUGCCCAGCUGUGUGACUUGGAGUAGAGGUCCAGCCUAAAAGUGUCAACUAUCUCAUGUCACCACUGGUGGACUUGGGAGGACGGGGGUGUCCCUAUGCUCUUAAGGUGCUUGGAAGCCCCUAGGGUAGAUAAGACACGAUGGAGUGUCUUUUACACAGAGGCUGGGCGGGGGGCACCCAAUGUUGUCUCAAAAGCCCCAAAUGUUUUUUGUAAUACUUUCAGCUGUGUGUCACUCAGAUAAUAACACAUGCCCAUGUUGUUUAGUCUAUUAGGCCAUUCCCUAAAGAAAUCUAAUGUAAUUGUGACAGCUUAACAUUAAUUUUGUGAACUCUACUACUGCAUAGUAUAACAAAAUUAGGUUUCAAGAUAAGUAAAUUGUUUAUGCCAAAUUCCUAUCCUACCUAGAAUAUGCCAAGGAGUUCAGUGGAAUAAAGGAAUCUAUAAAUAUUAAAAAGUUAAUAGACUGAUGAUCAACUAUCAUGCUUUUCCCAAAUGAUGCACAAUUUUUAGGGGCUCCAUGAUAUCAAAUGGCUUGAAAAUAGUCCACAUAGCUGCCAGAAAAUGCCUCGAAUGUUUAUGUCUGGCUCUGUCGCUGUUUCUACAGAAGCCCAGUGUGCAAAAGACCUGAGUGAAUAUCCUCUAGGGAGCCCUUACAGGUGAUUAAAGGACACAUAGGUUGCCCUACAUGCUAGAAAACUUUCUGUGCUCCUGCCCCUCCGAGUCCACCGUGGAGAUUAGCGUUACUGCUUUCAUUUAGUAGGACGGUGAAUGAUGCAAAACAUUUAUAUAACAGACUGCAGGGAAUACAUAACUUUGAUUUUUUUUUUUUUACUUUUUUUAAUCAGAAAGACUUUAAGUAUCAAUGCUGGGUUGAUUUAAACAAAUCACAAUAAUGUAUCUUAAAAGUCAUUUACAUUUACAUUCCUAGUCAUGCUAGCAGAGUUAGCAUUUAACUAAAAGCACCACUGUGCCUCAGUGAAACCUCAUAGAGCAGCUAGCAUGGUUGCAGACUGUUCCAUGUAAUUCUAUGAUCAACACUGAGUUGUUUGGGAGGUUAAAUGCUGGACUAUUUCUUAACCAAGCUGAUGCUAAGUUAAUUGCCAGCUGCUAUAGCUUUAAAAUUAGCAAAAGCACAGUAAUAUCAG